Messenger RNA from Brassica oleracea var. oleracea, 2022 nucleotides. RefSeq names its product 15-cis-phytoene desaturase, chloroplastic/chromoplastic. Gene Ontology annotation, cellular component: chloroplast thylakoid. Bases 163 to 1854 code for a protein of 563 amino acids. Gene Ontology annotation, molecular function: phytoene dehydrogenase activity. NCBI's taxonomy places the organism in Eukaryota, Viridiplantae, Streptophyta, Magnoliopsida, Brassicales, Brassicaceae. The record is from RefSeq and is a predicted model, not a curated record. The transcript is spliced from 15 exons. Gene Ontology annotation, biological process: carotenoid biosynthetic process.
GGUAAUCUAUCGCUUUCGUAACACAAAGAGCCGUGGCCUGAGAACCAACCACUAAAAUCCAACUAAAACCACCAUACGAGCACUCCAUUUUGUUAUCGGCUAGCCUCCUCUCUUCUCCUUCUUCACGCGCAGGGUGAGCUACUAUUCCUUAGAAGCAGAGUUAUGGUUGUGUUUGGGAAUGUUUCUGCAGCGAAUUUGCCCUAUCAAAAUGGGUUUUUGGAUGCACUUUCAUCUGAAUUGAUGGGACACAACAGCUUCAGAAUUCCGAUCUCUUCACAAGCGCUUAAGACAAGAACAAGGCGAAGGACUUCUUGUCCUUUGCAGGUAGUGUGUGUGGACAUACCAAGGCCAGAGCUAGAGAACACUGUCAAUUUCUUGGAAGCUGCAAGUUUGUCUGCAUCUUUCCGCAGUGCUCCUCGUCCUGCAAAGCCUUUAAAAGUUGUCAUUGCUGGUGCUGGGUUGGCUGGACUGUCAACUGCAAAGUACCUGGCUGAUGCAGGCCACCAACCUCUCUUGCUCGAAGCAAGAGAUGUUCUUGGUGGAAAGAUAGCUGCAUGGAAGGAUGAAGAUGGAGAUUGGUAUGAAACCGGUUUACAUAUAUUUUUCGGUGCUUACCCGAACGUGCAGAACUUAUUUGGAGAACUUGGGAUCAAUGAUCGGUUGCAAUGGAAGGAACACUCCAUGAUAUUCGCCAUGCCAAGUAAACCUGGGGAAUUUAGUAGAUUUGAUUUCCCUGAUGUUCUACCAGCACCCUUAAACGGUAUUUGGGCAAUUUUGAGAAACAACGAGAUGCUGACAUGGCCAGAGAAAAUAAAGUUUGCUAUUGGACUUCUUCCAGCAAUGGUCGGAGGUCAGGCUUAUGUUGAGGCCCAAGAUGGUUUAUCAGUUGAAGAAUGGAUGAGAAAGCAGGGAGUACCUGAUCGCGUGACUGAUGAGGUGUUUAUAGCCAUGUCAAAGGCACUUAACUUUAUAAACCCCGACGAACUGUCAAUGCAAUGCAUUUUGAUAGCUUUGAACCGGUUUCUUCAGGAGAAACAUGGUUCGAAGAUGGCCUUCUUAGAUGGUAAUCCUCCGGAGAGGCUAUGCAUGCCUAUUGUUGAACAUAUUCGAUCGCUAGGUGGUGAAGUACGACUCAAUUCAAGGAUAAGGAAGAUUGAACUGGAGGAUGAUGGUACGGUUAAGAAUUUCUUACUCACUGAUGGGACCACUAUCCAAGGAGACGCUUAUGUGUUUGCCACUCCAGUCGAUAUCCUGAAGCUCCUUUUGCCGGAUUCAUGGAAAGAAAUACCAUACUUCAAGAGACUGGAGAAGUUAGUUGGUGUUCCAGUCAUUAACGUUCAUAUAUGGUUCGAUCGGAAACUGAAGAACACAUAUGAUCACUUACUCUUUAGCAGAAGUAACCUUCUGAGUGUGUAUGCAGACAUGUCGUUAACUUGCAAGGAAUAUUACGAUCCAAACCGAUCAAUGCUGGAGCUAGUAUUUGCACCUGCAGAGGAAUGGAUAUCACGGACCGACUCUGACAUUAUAGAUGCAACCAUGAAAGAGCUCGAGAAACUCUUCCCUGACGAAAUCGCUGCUGACCAAAGCAAAGCUAAAAUUCUCAAGUACCAUGUCGUCAAAACUCCAAGGUCUGUGUACAAGACCAUCCCAGACUGUGAACCAUGUCGUCCUCUACAGAGAUCUCCUAUUCAAGGCUUUUACUUAGCUGGAGACUACACUAAACAGAAGUACUUAGCUUCCAUGGAAGGCGCCGUUCUCUCUGGCAAAUUCUGCUCACAGUCUAUUGUGCAGGAUUAUGAGCUAUUGGCUGCGUCUGGACGGCGAAACUUGUCGGAGACAACUGUAUCAACAUGAGAAGAGGAAGCUUAAAGAUCAUUGAUUUCUGCUUGUAACCAUUAUUUUGUAACUUUUGUAUACAAACCUCAUUUCAAGACAAAGUUAAGGUGUGGCAAAAAAAAACCCAAUACAUAAUGUAAAAAAUUAAUAUAGGUGUUUAUUUAAGAAAACACAAUUAGUAUAGGA